Fusarium pseudograminearum CS3096 is the source of this 405-nucleotide messenger RNA. RefSeq lists its product as uncharacterized. The coding region runs from base 1 to 405 and encodes 134 amino acids. The transcript has 2 exons. The record is from RefSeq and is a predicted model, not a curated record. NCBI's taxonomy places the organism in Eukaryota, Fungi, Ascomycota, Sordariomycetes, Hypocreales, Nectriaceae. Gene Ontology annotation, biological process: transmembrane transport. Gene Ontology annotation, molecular function: transmembrane transporter activity.
AUGUCUUCAACUACAACUCGAGGAUGGCGCUUUUAUGGCGCUUUUGGCACGUUGUGUCUGGUCACAUUCAUCAUUGCUCUUGACUCUACCAUCAUCUGCGUUGCGUUGCCAACCAUAGCAGAAGACAUCGGGGUUUCAGCAAUUGGGGCCUUCUGGUGCGGUACCAGUUUCCUCCUCGCCUCGACCGCCGUCCAACCCCCUAUUGCAUCUCUAUCCCAUAUCUUUGGUCGAAGACCCGCUCUCCUCGCCUCGGUGACCAUCUUCGCGGGUGGCAGCAUAAUGGCCGCUCUUGCAAAGAACAUCUCUGUGUUGCUCGGAGGUCGAACACUUCAAGGCCUAGGCUCUGGUGGCAUUCUCGCCCUGACAUAUGUCAUCGCCACGGAUCUGGUGAGUCUUAGAGAGUGA